CAAAACAAAACAGAACAUGCUUCCUUAAUGCACUUCUCUCUCUCUCCAUUUUCUACUCUCCACUCUAUUCUACUAGUAUUUUACAACUUCCAUCAUUACAAUACUUUCCAAAACUUCGAACAUUUUUCAACCUUCUCAUUCUCUCAUGGAGGAUCAUAAUCAUCCUUUCCUAUAUUUCCCAUUUCUUCUCCUUCACCAACUCCUUCGCAACCUCAAAAGAUAUUUCCUUUCCAUUCUCUUCACUCUACCAUCAUCUUUCUUUGCUCUUCUUCUUCUCUUUCUCUUAACUUACAAUGCUUUCUCAGUUUUCUCCAUUCACAUUCCUCAUUCCCCCAAAAAACCUCUAUUUCUUCCUCCACCAUCACACACCAAACCAAAACUUUCUUCUUCUGUGUUUUUAGCACUCAAAGAAGAUAAUUCACCAACCAUCAACAAAACCCAUUUCACUCUUCUCCAUAAACUUCCCAUUCACAAAUCCAAAAGGGUUAAAAAACACAAACGUGGCUUAACAGGCUUCCACAUUGAAACACAUUCCUCACUUUUCCACACAAAAAUCAAUACUUUUUUCAAUGGAAACUCUUCUUUUUCUUCUUCUUGUUCUUGCAAGUUUAGAUUUUUUAUGACUUGGAUUUCACCCUUGAAAGCAUUUGGUGAGAGAGAGUUGUUAUCAGUUGAAAGUUUGUUCAAGUCACACCCAAAAGCUUGUUUGGUCAUAGUUUCAAAAUCAAUGGAUUCUGAAAAAGGAACUGAGAUUUUAACACCCUUUGUGAAAAAUGGCUUUAGAGUCAUUGCCAUUGCACCUGAUUUCAACUAUAUCUUCAAAAACACUCUUGCUGAAUCUUGGUUUAAUCGGUUAAAAGAAGGGAAUGUGAAUCCUGGUGAAGUUUCUUUAGGCCAAAACCUCUCAAAUUUACUAAGACUUUCUCUUUUGUAUAAAUUUGGAGGCAUUUAUAUAGAUGCUGAUGUUAUGAUCUUGAAGAGUUUUUCUAACUUCAGAAACACUAUUGGAGCACAGAACAUUGAUGUCAAAACAAAUAAAUGGAACCGUUUGAACAAUGCCGUAUUAAUAUUUGACAAAAACCACCCUUUACUUUUCAAGUUCAUUGAGGAAUUUGCACUAACUUUUGAUGGUAACAAGUGGGGGCAUAAUGGUCCUUAUUUAAUAUCUAGAGUGGUUUCUAGAGUGAGUGGAAGAGAAGGGUUUAAUAAUUUCAGUGUGGUUCCACCUUCUGCCUUUUAUCCUGUGGAUUGGAGAGGUAUAAGGAGUUUGUUUAUAGGGCCUAGAGAUGAGGUUCAUUCAAAAUGGUUGGUUAAGAAGAUGAAGCAAAUUCAUGAAGAAAGUUUUGCAGUGCAUCUUUGGAAUAGGCAAAGUAGGAAGUUAAAGGUGGUCAAAGGAAGUAUUGUUGAUAGCAUCAUAUCUAGCUGUUGCAUCUUCUGCAACAUGACUUAGCUUUUUAAUUAAGUUUGUAAUUUUAGUCACUUAGAAUUUACAUGUUUUAGAUUUAAAGAAUGAUUGUGUGUUGCAACUUUUAAGUGGUCGUGAAACAACUGUGUAUUGGUAGAAAAUAAUAUAUUAGAAUAUAGAUGGUUAAAGUUGGUCAAUUAUAGAACUAGACUAGAAAAUAAGGAGUCAGUGUGCAUUUUUCUGUCUUUGAAUUAUAAGCUUUUUCUUAUAUUUGAAUGAUAAGGAAAUGCGAUGUG
Messenger RNA from Cicer arietinum (chickpea), 1701 nucleotides. RefSeq lists its product as uncharacterized. Lineage: Eukaryota; Viridiplantae; Streptophyta; Magnoliopsida; Fabales; Fabaceae. The record is from RefSeq and is a predicted model, not a curated record.